Messenger RNA from Phoenix dactylifera (date palm), 1987 nucleotides. Its product is annotated as katanin p60 ATPase-containing subunit A1. Gene Ontology annotation, molecular function: microtubule severing ATPase activity; ATP hydrolysis activity; ATP binding. The record is from RefSeq and is a predicted model, not a curated record. Gene Ontology annotation, cellular component: microtubule cytoskeleton. Lineage: Eukaryota; Viridiplantae; Streptophyta; Magnoliopsida; Arecales; Arecaceae. Gene Ontology annotation, biological process: microtubule severing.
CACCGUCGUCCAAAGGUGUCAGGUGGAGCGACGAAGAUCCGUCUCGAAAUAAUUCAAGGGCUAAAUCACAUAAAGUUCCCUACGGCAAGGGCGAAGAAGAGGAGAGAGAACCCAGGAUCCUUGGAAAUCCUAGCUCCCUUUCCCAAACUGUAGAUCUCGACGACGAUGGUCGGAACCCUAGCGGCCCUCCAAGAUCAUCUCAAGCUAGCGAGGGAGUACGCUCUCGAAGGCCUCUAUGAGACCUCCAUCAUCUUUUUCGACGGUGCCAUCGCUCAGAUCAACAAGCAUCUCAGCACUCUGGAUGAUGCCAUCAUUCGUUCAAAAUGGAUGAACUGCAAGAAAGCCAUUUUUGAGGAAAUAGACAUUGUCAAACAGUUGGAUGCUGAGUUAAGGGCUUUCAAGGAAAUUCCAGGGUCCAACCGGUCCUUUUCGCCUCCUAUACCUACAAAAUCUUUUGUUUUCCAACCAUUAGAUGAAUAUCCAACUUCCUCAUGUGCCCCUAUGGAUGAUCCUGAUGUUUGGAGACCACCUAGCCGAGAUCCACAGGGCAGAAGAUCCACGAGAGCUGGGCAAGCAGGUAUGAGAAAAUCCUCCCAAGAUGCAACAUGGGCACAUGGUUCAUCUAGGGCUGGAACAGUCAGACGUGGGGCAAAGUCAAAUGCCAAUAAAAGUAGUUCGGGUGUCAGAUCAUCAGCAUCAUCUGGACUGUCGGGGAAGAAAGGCAAAUCAAGCUCUAGCAAGGCAGAUUCACAGAGUGGUGAUGCAGAGGAAGGAAAGCCAAAAAGGGGACAAUAUGAAGGACCUGAUACAGACUUGGCUGCAAUGCUAGAAAGGGAUGUCUUGGAGACUAGCCCUGGUGUAAGGUGGGAUGAUGUUGCAGGGCUCAGUGAAGCCAAAAGACUUUUAGAGGAAGCUGUUGUUCUUCCAUUAUGGAUGCCCGAAUAUUUUCAGGGCAUUCGUCGACCAUGGAAAGGCGUUCUUAUGUUUGGUCCACCUGGUACUGGAAAGACACUUUUGGCUAAGGCUGUAGCGACCGAAUGUGGAACAACAUUUUUCAAUGUUUCUUCUGCUACAUUGGCUUCCAAAUGGCGUGGAGAGAGUGAGCGCAUGGUUCGCUGCCUGUUUGAUCUUGCUAGAGCUUAUGCUCCAAGUACAAUUUUCAUUGAUGAAAUCGAUUCUCUUUGCACUUCUCGGGGAGCUUCAGGUGAGCAUGAAUCAUCCAGAAGGGUGAAAUCUGAACUUCUAGUGCAAGUGGAUGGUGUCAACAACAGCUCUACUGGUGAAGAUGGUCAACGCAAAAUAGUGAUGGUCUUGGCUGCUACAAACUUUCCAUGGGACAUAGAUGAAGCACUUAGGAGACGGCUGGAAAAAAGGAUAUACAUACCUCUUCCCAAUUUUGAGAGUCGAAAAGAGCUUAUCAAGAUUAAUCUAAGAACCGUUGAGGUAGCUCCAGAUGUAGACAUUGACAAAGUAGCUCGCCGAACUGAGGGUUAUAGUGGAGACGAUCUCACAAAUGUCUGCCGAGAUGCUUCGUUGAAUGGCAUGAGGCGAAAAAUUGCAGGCAAGACAAGGGAUGAGAUCAAGAACAUGUCCAAGGAUGAGAUCUCAAAUGACCCUGUGGCCAUGUGUGACUUUGAUGAAGCUCUGAGCAAGGUCCAGAGAAGUGUUUCUGCUGCUGAUAUUGAGCGCCAUGAGAAGUGGUUUGCAGAGUUUGGAUCAGCGUAAACUCACGAAUUUAUGAGGAAGGUUGAUUCAUUUGUCAAAAUUGAUGGGUUUCUCUGCACGACUAUAUUUUUCUUAGAGCCUAUGUCUUGCUACUUUGCUAUCAAUGCUUGGAAAAAUAGGAUGCCAUUGUUUGGUCUUUAUAUUGUUGGGACUAUGCUUGUGCCAAUGUAAAUUAUUAAAACUGUUAUGUUGAAUGCUUCUUGCACUUGUUGUAAUCCUAAGUGACUGAAGGUGCUUAAAACUAUUCCACGUAGUCUUCUUA